AUGGCGCACCGUCACUUGAUAAGUGUUGCCCAAUGUGCGCACUGCUUUGUGGCGCGCAUGCUUUUCUAUGGAAAUAUACUUAAUUUUAUUCCAGACAAGACAGUAACUAUGGCUGACGCUGCUGGUCGUGUGUUCAUCGCCGGGUCUUCAAUACAGAGUCUUGUUGAUGGGGUCAGCAGCCUAACAAGACUCGUUCAAUCGUUAGUUGAGCCUCGAACUAGCGGUGUACAACAACCUGCUGUACAGCAUGCCAUUGCGAGUCCACUGGUACAAGUUCAACAGUCUGAUGAUAGGCAGCGGGCCAGCAGUGAAUCACCUCUGCCACGGAGAGUUCUAUCCCUACCCUCAGUGUUUCGUGGCAGAACAAGGCCUCAAAAUACCUUCACCAAGCGAAGAACUGUAGCUGGAAGGGCCCGGGUGGUGAUUAGAGACGUCCUAUGUAUGCCAUUUAGUACACCUCAGCAAGAGGAUAAUUCUUGGAAAGCACCAAGAGGUCAGGACAAGGGGAAAUUGGCUUCUGUCGGGCUGACAGGCAAACUUAAUCUGGACUCUACAUGGAAUUCUCCGGAGGUGCAACAUGAAAUUCGAUCAAUCUUCCAAACAACGUUCUGCGCAGAUGGAGAAGAGUUUGUUUUUUCAUUUUUACAGUGUUUGCCAGGUGGAAGGAAACUGAUCAAACCCAACACCUCUGUCAGUUUUUCUUGGAAUGGUGCCGAAGUGAUUAGUCUUGCAGGACAAGGAGCUCUGGACAUUCUUAGUCACCACAACCUGCCAGAAAGUGAGGAACAUGAAUCACCAAGUAAGGAGACUCUGUCUUUCCUCAGUUCUACCAAUUCAUUGACCCAUCAAAUAAAUCUUGAAAAUGAUGUUCAGCAGCUAAAACGGAAUGUACUGCAUCAUAGAACUCCAGUAGUCAGUGCUGAAAGUUUAUUUAAUAGCAUAGUCACGGAGCAUGAUGAUGUAAACAUUUUUGAAGAUGUUCCCCCACGGUCAACUGGCUCAGAGGUGACUACUAGAACAUUAGCUCACAGUGUAGACAGAUUGACCAUGGUGGAUCCCAUGAUUUGA
This is a messenger RNA of Acipenser ruthenus (sterlet), 1068 nucleotides long. RefSeq lists its product as uncharacterized. The record is from RefSeq and is a predicted model, not a curated record. Bases 1 to 1068 code for a protein of 355 amino acids. The transcript has 7 exons. Lineage: Eukaryota; Metazoa; Chordata; Actinopteri; Acipenseriformes; Acipenseridae.